CCCCCCCAUCACCAAUAUCUAUCUAUCUUUCUAUCUUAAAUGUCAGUGACAGUACCAUGGCUACAGAUAUUGGCCUUCUUUCCAAUAUGACUCAGAUCCAAAAAUCUUCACAAUCACAAUCUCAACAACAUCAACCAAACCCUAACUCCAACACAACCAUAGCCUCACAAUCACCAUCAACUUGGAUGUGGAACCCUAAACAUCACCAACACCAACAAAAUGAUGAAGAAGAAGAUGAAGAUUCAUGGGAGGUAAGAGCUUUUGCUGAAGAUACAAGGAACAUCAUGAACACAACAUGGCCACCAAGAUCUUACUCUUGUACUUUUUGUAGAAGAGAGUUCAGGUCAGCACAGGCUCUCGGCGGUCACAUGAAUGUUCACCGCAGAGACCGUGCUCGCCUGCAUCAAAAUCAACCACCAUUAAAUUCCUCUCAUCAUCAUCCUUCGUAUAUCCCUCCUCAAGAACUUGUUGCAAAUGCUGGAUUGUGCUUUCUUUACCAUUUACCAAACCCUAAUAGUAAUAAUGUUAUUGCUUCUUCUUUCAAUGGUUCUAAUGGAGAAUCUCCUUCAACUCUUCUUUCUAUUUCAUCAUCAACAUCUUAUCCACCAAAUAAUUUGAUGAUGCAAAUGCAAAUGCAAACUUGUUCUCCUCCUCCAUCUUUUAAUUUUCAGGCUAAUUCAGCUAGGAAUAUGAUCAAUCAUAGCAUUUCUUCUUUUUCUAGCAAAGUGGAUCAACAAACUGCUAUUUGCACCUCCAUAGAUGAUAAUAAUGGUCAUGGAAUUGAAGAGCUUGAUCUUGAGCUUCGAUUGGGAAACAAGCCAUGAAAAAGCUAAAGCUAGCUACAUAGCAUAGAUAUAGAUGGAUAUUUAUAUUUGAUGCUUUGAACCAUAUAUAUGGUGGUUAAUUAAUUUUAGUGUGUAUUAUGAAAAUUAAAUUCUUAACUCCAACAAAGUACUCUUAUAUUAAUUUGUUCUUUCUUUAAUUUGAGAUUUUGUGGAAGAAAGUGUACUGUAAUUUGUUGGGGUUCUAGGGGUUUCAAUAAAUUUUAAUUAAUUUCUUUGGUUGAAUAAUUGAUUUCAUUAUAAUUAGUGUGUAUCGUGAAUAUGAAGGUGAAGAUGGAGGAGAAAUUAGUUUCUAAUUUGGGGAAGGAAUGGGAAAGGAGGAGAGGGGAGAAAUUAAGGAUAGGCACCAAAUGUAUAACUUUUCAUAGAAAAAAAAAAAAAGAAAAAUGUAAGUUGGUAUUAAUUAUUUUUUUUAAAGGAAAAAAGAUUAGGGUUUUGA
Molecule: messenger RNA, 1281 nt
Organism: Trifolium pratense (red clover)
Lineage: Eukaryota; Viridiplantae; Streptophyta; Magnoliopsida; Fabales; Fabaceae
Product: probable transcriptional regulator RABBIT EARS
Exons: 1
Coding region: 57-824 (255 amino acids)
Source: RefSeq, a predicted model, not a curated record